CUGGGAGAAUAAGAGGCUUUUAUACAGAGAGGAGUGGAGCGGGGUCCUGUUUGAGGUACUAUUACAAAAAAAGAUAGAUCAUUCACAAGACAUUUGAUUAAGACAACAAAUACAGCAAUAUCCUAAAAGGAUGUGCAGAGGAACUAAACUGCACACAUAUCGGGAAAAUAACGUGUAGUUCACAUUCAAUAAAAAAGAAAACUGGGACUGAAGUUGUGACAAGUUGAGAGAGAGAAAAAAAAAGACGACAACAAAACAUCGGUGGUCGUAUUCCAGCAAGACAAGGAGGGGUCUUUUAAAGGACUAUUAUUUAUUUUUUUAAACAAACUAAUUACUGAAAGCCCGAGAGAUGACAGAGACCGCCGCCGCCGCUCCAGCCCCAAAGGCGAAGAAGGCGAGUAAAGUCCCGAAAAAGGCUGCCUCGCACCCGAAGUACUCGGAGAUGAUCGAAGCUGCCAUCCAAGCCGAAAAGAGCCGCUUGGGCUCGUCCAGGCAGGGCAUCCAAAAGUACAUCAAAGGCCACUACAAGGUGGGAGAAAACGCGGACUCCCAGAUCAAGCUUGCCCUGAAGAGGCUGGUGGUCAGCGGGACUCUGCGCAAAACCAAGGGCAUCGGGGCUUCGGGCUCCUUCAAGAUAGCCAAGGCGGAGGACUCGAAGAAACCGGCCAAGCCCAAAGCAGCCGAGAAAGCCAAGAAGAAGCCAGCCAAAGCGGCCAAACCCAAAGCGGCGGUGAAACCCAAGAAAGCCAAGUCGCCGGUCAAAGCCAAGAAGCCCAAAGCGGCAGAGAAGAAGGCGAAGAAGACGCCCGAGAAAAAGAAGCCAGCGGCCAAGCCGAAGAAGCAGGAGAAGGCAAAGAAGCCGAAAGCCAAGGCGGUGAAGCCCAAAGCCAAGAAAGCAAAAGCGGCUAAGCCCAAAGCCAAGCCGGCCCCCAAGAAAACCGGGAAAAAGAAGUAACGCGAAGAAAAAGCAGCUUUUCCAUUUUAAACAAAAAGAAAGAAAGAAAACACCUUUUGUAAAUAGACUUUUACAGUUUUUUGUUUUUUUUUAAACAAACACAUUGUUGGCUCCUUUAGUUUUUGAAUGGUUUUAUGAGGACUUUACCUGGCUUUCCCCCCCUCCAAUCUCACACUGAAUACACAUGUUGUUGCUCUAGCGGCAGUAGUGUUGGUUACACUCCUGGAAAGCGGAGACUCGCAGUUUUGCAGUGGCUCCUCAUUUAGGGAGGGGUGUGCAGUGCCUGCUCCAGUCCUUAAAGAAUUACCCCGUGAAAACUCGGUCUGUGAUACCGUAAAAAUGUUGGACUCUUAAUUAAUUUGUGUAUGUAAUAAGCGAGGCUGUGCCGUUUAUGAGGCACCGCGCUUAUAAGAUAUUGAAAUACAGCAGUUCGAGCUUUGUUUUGCUAUACAAUGUGUGUGUGUGUGUUUUUAAAUACAUGAACUGCUAGCGUCAGCUAGGUUUUGCAGAGGUAAUGAAUGCUUAAUAUUAUAUUUCAACAAGGCUGGUAUUGGGUUUCAAAUCGCGACCCAGGUAAAUAAUAUUGUUGUAUUUUUUUUUAAAACAUAACUCCAAUUUGUAAACCACACUGUAAGCAUACAUGCCGUUUACUGUAAAACAAAAAAGAAUAUUAAUAAUAAAAGUUCUUUAUACUGUAAUUUAAACAGAAUAAAAUGUGUGUUAUUUGAAUUUUCAA
Acipenser ruthenus (sterlet) is the source of this 1691-nucleotide messenger RNA. RefSeq names its product histone H1.0-like. The transcript has a single exon. Bases 350 to 955 code for a protein of 201 amino acids. NCBI's taxonomy places the organism in Eukaryota, Metazoa, Chordata, Actinopteri, Acipenseriformes, Acipenseridae. Gene Ontology annotation, cellular component: nucleosome; nucleus. Gene Ontology annotation, biological process: negative regulation of DNA recombination; chromosome condensation; nucleosome assembly. Gene Ontology annotation, molecular function: nucleosomal DNA binding; structural constituent of chromatin; double-stranded DNA binding. The record is from RefSeq and is a predicted model, not a curated record.